AUGACUCUAAGCAGUGUAACCGCUCAGACCGGAUACCUGGACAACCUGACGGCGGAGGAGGAGGGCAAGCUGCAAGAGGCGUGGAUCCAUAUCCUGCGUCUCUGCGGCGUCGAGGAGAGCGUCAAGCACAAGACGCCCGACCGGACGCGGGAGCUGCAGCAGCACCUCAGCGACAAGUCCGCCGACGUGUUCCGGCGGCGGCUAUGGAGCUUCAUCCUGGCCGACCACCCGGACGUGCUGGUGCUGCGCUUCCUGCGGGCGCGCAAGUGGGACGUCGACGAGGCCAUGGCCAUGCUCGUGUCCGCCGUCAACUGGCGCCACGAGCGGCGGCUCGAGGAGGACAUCGUGGCCAAGGGCGACAGCGUCGGGCUGGCCGCGGCGCGGUCCGCCGACGAGGAGAGCUUCCUGGCCCAGUACCGCUCCGGCAAGGCCUACGUGCGCGGCGCCGACCGCGAGCGCCGCCCCGUCUUCGUCAUCAAGGUCCGCCUGCACGACCCCAAGCUGCAGUCGCCCGAGGCCAUGGAGGCGUUCAUCCUGCACAACAUCGAGACCAUCCGGACCAUGAUCCGGUACCCGGAUGAGAAGGCGUGUCUCAUCUUCGAUCUCACCGGCUUUGGGCUCAAGAACAUGGACUUUCACGUCGUCAAGUUCCUGGUGCAGGUCUUUGAAGCGAGAUACCCCGAGUAUCUGGGCGUGGUGCUCGUUCACAACGCGCCCUUCGUCUUCUGGGGCGUCUGGAAGAUCGUCAGACCGUGGCUCGACCCGGUGAUCGCCUCCAAGAUCAACUUCACCAACAGCAACGCGGAUCUCGCGCGCUUCAUCGAGCAGGAGAACCUGCAGAGCUGCUACGGCGGCAAGGACAGCUGGGAGUACAGCUACAUCGAGCCGGUUGCCGGGGAGAACGAGCGGAUGCAGUCGGAGAAGAAGGCAGACGUCGAGGCGGCACGGGCCGAGCUGGUCCGCCAGUUUGAGCAGCUGUCGGUCGAGUGGGCGUCGUUGGAGCCGAAGUCGGUAGCUUCGGUGCAGAAGGUGGCCGAGAGACGGCACAUGGCCAAGAAGCUGGCCGAGGCCUACUGGGACUUGGAUCCCUACAUUCGAGCCAGAUCGUACUACGACAGAGCCGGCGUGCUUGGCGCUACCGGCGCUGUGGACUACAAGGCGGCACAAUAG
Thermothielavioides terrestris NRRL 8126 is the source of this 1170-nucleotide messenger RNA. RefSeq lists its product as uncharacterized. The record is from RefSeq and is a predicted model, not a curated record. Bases 1 to 1170 code for a protein of 389 amino acids. Lineage: Eukaryota; Fungi; Ascomycota; Sordariomycetes; Sordariales; Chaetomiaceae. The transcript is spliced from 2 exons.